AUGAGCGACUUAGGAGCCGAAGAUUCAACAUCUACUAAUCAGAUGACGACGCAACCCUCCGUAACCUUCAACUGUAAAGGCUGUGAGCGGCCAGAUCAGGAAGAAAACAUGGUGGCCUGCGACAAGUGCAGCACUUGGUGGCACUUUAGUUGUGCAGGUGUGGCAGACUCAGUUGCUGAUCGAUCAUGGAAAUGCAAUAACUGCUCACCUCUUUGCGGUUCCAUUGUAUCAGGUAGAACAGCGAAAACCACUCGACUUCGCCUGAAACACUUGGAAGAAAAAAAGGCUUUAGAAGAUAAAAUUCUGGAUCUGCGGGUCCAGAAGGAAAGGGAGUAUCUGGCACAAAAACAUCAGCUGGAAGAAGACGCAGAAAGUGACGAAGAUAGUGUAGAGAACUGUGGCAGUGUCUGCCGCUUCGAUAUAAGUAGCUGGGUAGAAGAGCAAAACACAGUGAGUGAGGGAACUAAUCUACUUGUCUCCUGUACUUCAACUCCCGUUACCUCAGCAGCAGCACACAUAAGUAUCGCUUCAUCGAUAUGCUCGUCCGAAUCACAGCUCUCGUUAGUAAACUUACCGCCUCUGACACAAUCGGUUUAUACAACGGCUACCAUGCCUACACAUCAAAUGACAAUCCCUAACCAACAGCAGUACCUCUUGAAUCCGCCGACCGGUUUAACGAAGCUUAUGCCUUCAUCGACAAAUUUACCUAAUGGAAUAAGAGCAUCAAUUCCUGUAGAUCCCGAAUCGUACAACUAUCGAUAUUACCUAGCUAAUAAUGUAAAUGAGUUCGCAUUAGGGUCUGUACCUAUCUCCUGUAUCGCGGAACAAUCAAGAACACACCCCUCGAUGGGCCAGUCAGAGACCCAGCGGCCGAUGGAAAUGAAUUUACGCAAGUCUGAUGCCAUAUGGUAUCCCGAUAGAAUUGGUUUAUAUCAGCCUUACGAUCGUCAACAUCUGGUAAGCUCUAAUAUACAUAAUAUGAAUCCACCUUCGACGGCAGGGAAUGAUUAUGACCGUACAGCGCAGUGUACUGUUAACGUUCCAACGACACAAACCGCGCAUCCGGCAAGAGGAAUGAAUCAUAUGACAGUGCAUUCGAACCCCCUGGUUAACGGCUUUGAUCAUUUCAUGCCAUCCCAACAAUCAACAUCACACCCCCAGCCAUCGCAAUACCUUUGGCCUGCAGGCGGAGUUAUUAGUCCACAUCAACUUGCAGCUCGUCACGUUGUCUGCAGGGAUCUACCUAAAUUCGCGGGAGAUCCGUUGGAGUGGCCUAUGUUUCUGAGCGCAUUCGAAUCAACCACGGUCAUGUGUGGAAUACAACCGGACGAAAAUCUGGCCAGGUUGCAAAAAAGUUUGGUUGGAAGCGCCAGAGAGAAGGUUCAAAGCCUUCUCACUCUUCCAUCGGCUAUUCCGGAAAUAUUAAGUACACUUAGAGAUGAGUGUGGUCGACCGGAACAAUUAGUUCACUGUCUGCUUUCGAAAAUACGGAACGCUCCCCCUCCUAACGUGAACAAACUAGAGACGUUAGUCAUAUUCGGCAGGGAAGUAAGGAAUCUAGUAACUUAUAUCGAAGCUGCCAACUUACAUUCCCACCUUUCGAACCUGAUGUUGCUGUCUGAACUCGUGGGCAAAUUGCCACCGAGUUUGCGACUGGACUGGGGAUUGUACAGUCAACGGAUAUCUGAGAGCACGUUGAAAGCCUUUAGUAACUAUGUAUCGUCUAUUAAAACAACAGCCUGCCAAGUGAGCUCUCCGCUUGAAUGUGCUUCCAAUUUACCAGACAGCAUAACACGACGCGGAUCGAAAAGAGAAAAGGACGGUUUCCUGAAUGCGCACUCGACGAAAGACGAUUCCGACACACAAUUAAGCAAUGAAAUUAUAUCACGCUCGUCGAACGUAAAGUUAAAAUCAUGUCACGUAUGCCAGAGAACUGAACACAAGAUCAGGAACUGUGGCACAUUCCUAAAGUACUCUGUCUCAGAUCGCAUCAAGUUCGUGGAACAGAACGGACUAUGUAAACGAUGCCUUACCGGGCAUGGGAGAUGGCCAUGCAGAACGAAACAGCCCUGUAGUGUAAAUGGCUGUCAAGAAGCGCAUCAUAAACUACUGCAUACGAUCGAACUACCAACCAUAAAUUCUCAAACCAGUUCUCCAGCUAUCAUAUACACUCACAACCAUCGUACAUCAUCUUUAUUCAAAAUAUUACCAGUCAUACUACGCAAUAACGGAAAGUCAGUGGAAACGUUCGCGUUUUUAGACGAUGGUUCUGAUUUGACGUUACUGGACAAGGACCUCGCAGAUAAACUUGACCUCCAUGGGACCGAAAGCACGCUCUGUCUUCAAUGGACUGGUAACGUUACUAGAAAGGAAUCAUCUUCAAAAAAAGUCCAUCUAAACAUCUCAGGUUUCAAUGCUAAUGAGGAAUAUGCUCUUCGAAACGUACGCACCGUGGAUAGCCUCGACCUACCUAGGCAAAGUCUGCACUAUCCGGAGUUAGUGAAGCAAUUCCCGUAUCUACAGGGGCUUCCCGUUCAAAGCUAUACCGGGGCUAGUCCAGGUAUUCUAAUUGGAGUGGACAACGCGCGAUUAAAGCUGCCGCUCAAUCACCGAUACAGACGAGACAAAGAGCCAGUAGCUAUAAAAACUCGCCUGGGAUGGACUAUCUUUGGAGGCGUAAGCGGAACCAGUGAACCCCAACACGUUUUGGUUCAUAUCUGCUCCUGUACUGAAGAACGACAGUUGAACGAAAUGGUGAAAGAUUACUUCCUGGUCGAGAACUUAGGUAUUAAUAAUUGUACACCACGUAAAUCGGAGGGAGAUACACGUGCUUGGAAGAUACUUCGUGACACAACAAGACGAACGGAGUCCGGCAGAUUUGAGACGGGACUAAUAUGGAAAACGGAUAAUAUCAACUUCCCCAACAGCUAUCCGAUGGCAAAUCGCCGGCUGAAAUGUCUCGAGCGUAGACUCGAAACAAAUUUGGAACUGAAGCAGGUGGUUCACGAACAGAUCAUGGAAUACCAAAGGCUAGGUUACGCUCAUAAAGCGUCAGCGAAGGAGCUACAGGAAUGUGAUUCUCGCAGAGUAUGGUACCUACCACUCGGAGUGGUUUGCAAUCCAAGAAAGCCGAACAAAAUCCGCGUCGUAUGGGAUGCGGCUGCUUGUGUUGAGGGAAUAUCUUUGAACUCCAAUCUGUUAAAAGGACCAGACCUGCUGACCCCACUUUUAAAAGUUCUGUGUAAUUUCCGUCAAAAACAAUACGCGAUAACUGGCGAUAUAAGGCAGAUGUUUCAUCAGCUCCUGAUACGAGAACAAGAUCGCCAAUCCCAACGAUUUCUAUGGCGGACUGAUGCAAAAUGUGCCCCAGAUGUAUACAUCAUGGAUGUAGCAACCUUCGGAGCGAAAUGCUCCCCAUGCUCCGCGCAUUAUGUUAAAAAUCUAAAUGCGAAGGAAUUCGAGUCCAUAUUCCCAUUAGCAGUUUCAGCAAUCGUUAAUAACACGUAUGUCGAUGACUACUUAGAUAGCAGAGAUACUAUCGACGAAAUAAUUAAGAUAGCUACUGAAGUACAAAUGAUACACAGCCAAGCCGGUUUCGAAAUACGAAACUGGCAGUCGAACUCCGAUGCGAUCCUCACACGGGUCGGGGGAAGGUGCAACGAGGCAGUUAAAAGUUUCACCGCAAAUAAAACAACAAACGCUGAGCGCGUGUUAGGAAUUGCGUGGAUUCCAAGUGAUGAUGUUUUCAGCUUCACGACACAGUUUCGCAAGGAUCUUCAGCCUUUACUGACGGGCGAUAUUACUCCUACAAAACGUCAAGUUCUACAAAUCGUAAUGAGCCUGUUCGAUCCGCUGGGGUUUAUAUCUAACUACACGAUACACGGAAAGAUACUCAUCCAAGAUGUGUGGAGAUCUGGAAUUGAAUGGGAUGAUCCCAUUACAAAAAAGGAUUUAUAUAGUUGGAGACGAUGGAUUACAUUGGUUCCCGAGUUGCGACAAGUUAGAAUAUCAAGAUGCUACUUCAACAACUACUCACCCGGAAGCUACGACUCGCUUGAACUACACAUUUUCGUGGACGCGAGCGAGAUGGCAUACUGCAGUGUAGCGUACUUUCGUAUCGUUGAGGAUCGAACACCAAGAUGUUCCCUGGUAGCAUCGAAAGCGAAAGUAACUCCGCUCCGACCGCAGACUAUUCCUAAAAACGAAUUGAACGCCGCCGUGCUCGGCGUUAGAUUGAUGAGGAGUAUAGUAGAAAAUCAUUCCCUAUCCAUUAAGAGACGAUUCAUCUGGUCAGACUCCUCAACCGUCCUCUCGUGGCUACGAGCAGACCCUCGUAAAUAUCGCCCUUACGUGGCAUUUCGGGUUGCCGAAAUUCUCACCGAAACGAAUGUUGACGAUUGGCACUGGGUACCGACAAGGAUGAAUAUCGCCGACGAAGCUACAAAGUGGAAUAGUGGUCCGAGCUUCGAUCCACUGAGCUGCUGGUAUCGCGGCCCCGAGUUCUUGUACUCGCCCGAGCACCUUUGGCCAUCAGCUGAGCCCUCAUUGAAAGAUCCUACUGAAGAACUGCGGACCGCCCUUAUUCAUCGAGAAAUUCCGCAUCAAACACCGUUUGAUUUCGCGAAGUGUUCCCGCUUCGAUGAUCUAAUAAAACGGCUGUCGUACCUCCAACAUUUUCGCAAUCAGUGCUGUUACAAAAACAGGGUUCUAACAAAGUCCCGUACCGUGUAUCUGAAUCAUGAAGACUACGUUUCGGCGGAAAAGAGUCUGUGGCGAAUGGUACAGGCCGGUCCUUACGCAAAUGAAAUCUCAUUAUUGAAAGCAAACUCAGAGCGACCCAUAGCUCAGCGUCAGCGUCUGGGAAAAGCAAGCACUUUGAGAGGUCUAUCACCCUUUCUAGAUGAAGAUGGUAUUAUCCGUUCAGAAAGUAGAAUCGACCCCAAAGCGGCGUACUAUUGUUUCGAUUUUCGCAAUCCAGUGAUUCUACCAAGGGAGAACCACGUGACAGAUUUGCUCAUACUUCGAUUCCAUCAGCGGUUUGCACACGCAAAUACAGAAACAGUUAUAAAUGAGAUGCACCAGAAAUUUUACAUACCAAAGAUGCGUUCAGUAGUGAAAAAAGCGAUAAAAAAAUGUAUGUGGUGUCGCGUGUACCGAGCCAAACCAGGCGAACCAAGAAUGGCAUCAUUACCGCAAGCACGAGUGCAACCAUACGUGCGUCCAUUUACAUUCACAGGUCUUGACUACUUCGGACCGCUGGUCGUUAAGCGAGGUCGAAGCAACGUCAAACGCUGGGUGGCACUUUUCACGUGCCUUACAAUACGCGCUGUUCACUUAGAGGCCGUCCAUUCGCUAUCAACAGAAUCCUGUAGAAUGGCCAUACGACGGUUCGUGGCAAAAAGAGGUGCACCGCAGCAGAUCUUCAGCGACAACGGCACAAAUUUUCACGGCGCUGCUCGAAUUUUGGCGAACGAAAUUAAGGCAAUUAACCACGAGAUAGCAGCCACCUUUACUAACACCGAUACGAAAUGGUACUUUAAUCCACCUUCUGCCCCGCACAUGGGAGGAGUGUGGGAAAGAAAGGUGCGCUCGGUUAAAGACGCAUUCAAAGUGUUAGCGCAUCACGAAAGACUAGACGACGAAGGGCUGGUUACACUUCUUGCAGAAGUCGAAAUGAUUAUCAACUCUCAUCCUCUAACAUUCGUACCACUGGAAGGAGCUGAACAAGAUGUUGUUACACCGAACAGUUUUCUCCUCAUGAGCUCGAGUGGAUCCAACAACCUCAACAGAAUCCCAAUAGAUGAACCAAUUUCGCUGAGAACAAACUGGAAACUUAUGCAGCAUCUUCUGAACCAGUUCUGGAAAAGGUGGAUCCAGGCGUAUCUUCCGACAAUCGCUCGGCGGACCAAAUGGUUCUCAGAGUUGCGUCCACUAGAAGAAGGCGAUUUAGUUAUUGUGGUCGACGAAUCUGUGAGAAACGGGUGGCUACGAGGCCGCAUCGUCAAGACGUAUACAGCUGUGGACGGACAGGUACGCAAAGUCGACGUUCAAACCAAUUCGGGAGUACUGCAGAGACCAGCGAUCAAGGUAGCCCUUCUGGACGUUCAGGAGGUCGGUAAAACCCAGAAAUAA
Malaya genurostris is the source of this 6132-nucleotide messenger RNA. RefSeq lists its product as uncharacterized. Gene Ontology annotation, molecular function: nucleic acid binding. Gene Ontology annotation, biological process: DNA integration. The transcript has a single exon. The record is from RefSeq and is a predicted model, not a curated record. The coding region runs from base 1 to 6132 and encodes 2043 amino acids. NCBI's taxonomy places the organism in Eukaryota, Metazoa, Arthropoda, Insecta, Diptera, Culicidae.